Messenger RNA from Galeopterus variegatus (Sunda flying lemur), 3178 nucleotides. RefSeq names its product probable phospholipid-transporting ATPase IIB. Gene Ontology annotation, cellular component: trans-Golgi network; endosome; plasma membrane. The transcript is spliced from 25 exons. Lineage: Eukaryota; Metazoa; Chordata; Mammalia; Dermoptera; Cynocephalidae. Gene Ontology annotation, molecular function: magnesium ion binding; ATP hydrolysis activity; ATP binding. Gene Ontology annotation, biological process: endocytosis; retrograde vesicle-mediated transport, Golgi to endoplasmic reticulum; phospholipid translocation. The annotation marks the transcript as partial. The record is from RefSeq and is a predicted model, not a curated record.
CAGCAGAGGCUGCUGGGGGCUAUGUUCACAGCACAUGCCACACAGGCUUCCUCAGGUAGCCUUUUUCUUGCCUGUUUACUUAAGCUGAUUUGUUUAUCGCAAAGGAAAGUAGAGUCACUGUGCACUGUUCUUUAUAAUGAUUUGCCUCAGCUGAAGGCAGUUUAGUUUGACAAAAAAGAUGGGUGAUUGAUCAAGUUAGGCCAGACAUUGUCCUAAAGGAAACACUUCUCCUGUAGCAAAAGACUGCUUGAUCUGUCUCAGUGCUCCUUUUUUACCUUUGACCAGGUACCAGCUGGAAGAUGAGUCUGCCCAUUUGGAUGAAAUGCCACUGAUGAUGUCUGAAGAAGGCUUUGAGAAUGAUGAAAGUGACUACCACACGUUACCGCGGGCUAGGAUGAUGCAAAGAAAAAGAGGACUGGAAUGGCUCGUCUGUGGUGGAUGGAAAUGCCUCUGUACUAGUUGCUGUGAUUGGCUGAUGAAUAUCUGUCAAACGAAGAAAGAACUGAAAGCUCGCACAGUAUGGCUCGGGUGUCCUGAAAAGUGUGAAGAAAAACAUCCCAGGAAUUCUAUAAAGAAUCAAAAAUACAAUAUAUUCACCUUCAUACCUGGGGUGCUGUAUGAACAAUUCAAGUUUUUCUUGAAUCUCUAUUUUCUGGUAGUAUCCUGCUCGCAGUUUGUACCAGCAUUGAAAAUAGGCUAUCUCUACACCUACUGGGCUCCUCUGGGAUUUGUCUUAGCUGUUACUCUCACUCGGGAAGCAAUUGAUGAAUUUCGUCGUUUUCAGCGAGACAAGGAGAUGAAUUCACAACUAUACAGCAAGCUUACAGUAAGAGGUAAAGUGCAAGUUAAGAGUUCAGACAUACAAGUUGGAGACCUCAUCAUAGUGGAAAAGAAUCAAAGAAUUCCGUCAGACAUGGUGUUUCUUAGGACUUCAGAAAAAGCAGGUUCGUGUUUUAUUCGAACUGAUCAACUAGAUGGUGAGACCGACUGGAAGCUGAAAGUGGCAGUAAGCUGCACGCAACGGCUACCGGCUCUGGGGGACCUUUUUUCUAUCAAUGCUUAUGUUUAUGCUCAAAAGCCACAACUGGAUAUUCAUAGUUUUGAAGGCACGUUUACCAGGGAAGACAGCGACCCACCCAUUCAUGAAAGUCUCAGCAUAGAGAACACGUUGUGGGCAAGCACCGUUGUGGCAUCAGGUACUGUAAUAGGUGUUGUCAUUUAUACUGGAAAAGAGACUCGAAGUGUAAUGAACACAUCCAAUCCAAAAAACAAGGUUGGACUGUUGGACCUUGAACUCAAUCGGCUGACAAAGGCUCUGUUUGUGGCUUUAGUUGCUCUUUCAGUUGUUAUGGUAACCUUGCAAGGAUUUGUAGGCCCGUGGUACCGCAAUCUUUUCCGGUUCCUUCUUCUCUUUUCCUACAUCAUUCCCGUAAGCUUGCGUGUGAACUUGGACAUGGGCAAAGCAGCAUAUGGAUGGAUGAUUAUGAAAGACGAGAAUAUUCCUGGCACAGUCGUUCGGACCAGCACUAUACCAGAGGAACUGGGGCGCCUAGUAUAUUUAUUGACAGACAAAACAGGAACCCUCACCCAGAAUGAAAUGAUAUUUAAGCGGCUCCAUCUGGGCACUGUGUCCUAUGGAACAGACACCAUGGAUGAAAUCCAAAGCCAUAUCAUAAAUUCUUAUUCACAGAUGCAUUCUCAAGCUAGUGGAAACACCGCCAGUUCAACUCUACCCAGAAAAGCCCAAUCUUCAGCCCCCAAAGUUAGAAAAAGUGUCAGCAGUCGAAUCCAUGAGGCAGUGAAAGCUAUUGCACUGUGUCACAACGUGACCCCCGUGUAUGAGCCUCGGGCCAGCGUUGGCGGGGAGACAGAGUUUGCUGAAGCUGACCAGGACUUGAGUGAUGAGAACCGCACCUACCAGGCCUCCAGCCCCGACGAGGUUGCCCUGGUGCAGUGGACAGAGAGUGUGGGCCUCACCCUGGUCAGCAGGGACCUCACCUCCAUGCAGCUGAAGACCCCCAGUGGCCACAUCCUGACCUACUGCAUCCUGCAGAUGUUCCCCUUCACAUCCGAAAGCAAGCGGAUGGGCAUCAUCGUCAGGGACGAGGCCACGGCAGAAAUCACAUUCUACAUGAAAGGUGCUGACAUUGUCAUGUCCACCAUCGUCCAGUACAACGACUGGCUGGAAGAGGAGUGUGGAAACAUGGCGCGUGAAGGGCUGCGGACCCUCGUGGUGGCAAAGAGGAUGCUCACAGAAGAGCAGUACCAGGACUUUGAGAGCCGGUACAGUCAAGCCAAGCUGAGUCUGCACGACAGGGCGCUCAAGGUGGCCGCAGUGGUGGAGAGUCUGGAGCGGGAGAUGGAGCUACUGUGCCUCACUGGGGUGGAGGACCAGCUGCAGGCCGACGUGCGGCCCACGCUGGAGCUGCUGCGCAACGCGGGUGUCAAGAUAUGGAUGCUAACGGGAGACAAGCUCGAGACAGCUACUUGCAUUGCCAAGAGUUCACACUUGGUGUCCAGAACACAAGACAUUCAUAUUUUCAGACCAGUAACCAGUCGGGGAGAGGCCCACUUGGAGCUCAAUGCCUUUAGAAGGAAGCACGACUGUGCACUGGUCAUAUCUGGGGACUCUCUAGAGGUCUGUUUAAGAUACUACGAGCACGAGUUUGUGGAGCUGGCCUGCCAGUGCCCUGCUGUGGUGUGCUGCCGCUGCUCACCCACCCAAAAGGCCCACAUCGUGAAGCUGCUGCAGCAGCACACAGGGAGGCGGACCUGCGCCAUCGGUGAUGGAGGAAAUGAUGUGAGCAUGAUUCAGGCAGCAGACUGUGGAAUUGGGAUUGAAGGAAAGGAGGGGAAGCAGGCCUCACUGGCGGCCGACUUCUCUCUCACACAGUUCCGACACGUUGGCCGGCUGCUUGUGGUGCACGGGCGGAGCAGCUACAAGAGGUCCGCCGCACUGGGCCAGUUUGUGAUGCACCGGGGCCUUAUCAUCUCCACUAUGCAGGCUGUGUUUUCUUCAGUCUUCUACUUUGCGUCUGUCCCUUUGUACCAGGGAUUCCUCAUGGUCGGGUAUGCAACUAUAUACACUAUGUUCCCAGUGUUCUCCUUAGUGCUGGAUCAAGAUGUGAAGCCAGAGAUGGCGCUGCUAUACCCAGAGCUGUACAAGGACCUCACCAAG